Molecule: messenger RNA, 2571 nt
Organism: Aspergillus bombycis
Lineage: Eukaryota; Fungi; Ascomycota; Eurotiomycetes; Eurotiales; Aspergillaceae
Product: DNA topoisomerase 1
Exons: 5
Coding region: 1-2571 (856 amino acids)
Biological process (GO): DNA topological change; DNA replication; chromosome segregation
Cellular component (GO): nucleolus; chromosome
Molecular function (GO): DNA binding; DNA topoisomerase type I (single strand cut, ATP-independent) activity
Source: RefSeq, a predicted model, not a curated record
AUGGGCGAUGCGACAGAGACAAACGGCGAUGUCUACCCUGGCAUCUCAAACCGUUUUGGACCCGUGCAGAAGGACAAUGAUGUUCAGAUGGCGGAUGCGGAAGCUCAGGACAACGGCGCCCUCAGCAAAAGAAAAGCGCGAACCAGUGUUGGCCAAAGAAAAUCCUACGCGGAACCAGAGAGCAGUGAAGAGGAUGAUCAGCCUUGCAAGCGCCGUCGCACUUCUGUGAAGCAUGAAGAUCCGGAAACGGAUGAAGAUAUACCUCUAGCGCUUAAUGGGAGAAAGCUGCCAAAGGCGGCGGAAACUUCUAUUGUCGAAGAAUCCGACUCCGAUGUCCCUAUUGAAAGGAAACUUGCUUCUCAGAAGAAGAGAAUUCAACAGAAGGCAGAAAAAGAUGCCCAAGCUAGUCGCAAACAAGAGUCCACGAAGGCGGCAGCGAACAAGAAGCCGACCAACGGCAUCAAAAAGGAGCCAACAAAUGAUAAGAAGCCUGUGAAGAGAGCAUCUACAACAAAGGUAAAGACAGAACCGAAGUCCGCGCAGUCUACCCCCGUGAAGAAAGGGAGUGCGAAAGCUACGCCAGUGAAGAAGGAAGCGAGCGAAGAGGCCGAGGAGGCCGAAGAAGAAGAAUACAGGUGGUGGGAAGAUCCCACAAAGGGGGAUGGAACGAACAAGUGGACAACCCUCGAACACAACGGUGUCGUCUUUCCCCCACCAUACGAACCUCUACCAAAGGAUGUCAAAUUGAAAUACGAUGGUGUUCCAGUCAAUCUUCACCCUGAUGCGGAAGAGGUGGCAGGCUUCUUUGGAAGCAUGUUGAAUGCGACUCAGCAUGUCGAAAACCCUACUUUCCAGAAAAAUUUCUUCAUGGACUUCAAAGAAAUCCUUCAGAAGACAGGCGGUGCAACGGACUCCAAGGGUAACAAGGUCAAUAUCAAGGACUUCUCCAAGUGCGACUUCCAGCCAAUAUUCGCAUAUUAUGACAUGAAGCGCCAGGAGAAGAAGAACCUACCCCCAGCUGAGAAGAAGCGUCUGAAGGCUGAAAAAGAUGCCGAAGAAGCCCCCUAUACGUUCUGCAUGUGGGAUGGCCGAAAGCAGAAGGUUGGAAACUUCCGUGUUGAACCCCCUUCUCUUUUCCGUGGUCGUGGUGAGCAUCCCAAGACGGGGCGUGUUAAGUCUAGAGUUCAGCCUGAGCAGAUCACCAUCAACAUUGGAAAAGACGCCCCUGUACCUCCACCGCCGGAGGGCCACCGUUGGAGAGAAGUCAAGCACGAUCGAGAGGGCACGUGGCUUGCUAUGUGGCAGGAGAACAUCAAUGGCAAUUACAAAUAUGUGAUGCUUGCCGCGAACUCCGAUGUUAAGGGCCAGAGCGAUUACAAGAAGUUCGAAAAGGCUCGUGAAUUGAAGCAUCACAUUGACAAGAUUCGCAAGGACUACAAGAAGAAUAUGAAGAGCGAGUUGAUGGUGGAGAGACAGAAAGCCACGGCCGUCUACUUGAUAGACCAGUUUGCCCUUCGUGCUGGUAAUGAAAAGGGUGAGGACGAAGCGGAAACAGUUGGCUGUUGCUCUUUGAAGUACGAGAACGUCACGCUCAAGCCACCAAACAAGGUUAUCUUCGACUUCCUGGGUAAAGACAGCAUCCGAUUUUAUGAUGAAGUCGAGGUCGAUGCCCAGGUCUUCAAAAACCUGAAGAUCUUCAAGAAAAGUCCUAAGAAGGAAGGCGAUGAGAUCUUCGAUCGGUUAACGACAUCUGCACUCAACAAGCACCUUUCGAACUAUAUGCAGGGCUUGACGGCGAAGGUUUUCCGUACCUACAACGCUUCACACACGAUGAGUACACUGCUCAAAGAGAUGAAAGCGACUGGCAACAUUGCAGAAAAGGUCAAGGCGUACAACGAUGCCAACCGUCAAGUGGCCAUUCUCUGUAACCACAAGCGAACUGUGACCGCGUCUCACGCUAAUCAAAUGGAGAAGAUGGGUGAGAGGAUCAAAGGUCUCCGUUACCAAAGAUGGCGCCUCAAGCAACAGAUGCUUGAUCUGGAACCUAGUCUUAAGAAAAAGAAGGGGGCUAAAUUCUUCGAAUUGGAUGAGGAUAUUGAUAUGGAGUGGGUCAAGGAGCAUCAGGUUUUCUUACUCGAAGAGCAACGACAGAAGAUACAGAAGAAGUUCGACAAGGAUAACGAGAAGCUUGCGGCAGAAGGGGAGAAGGAAAUGAAGGCCAAGGAACUUGAAAAUCGGCUGGAAGUAGUCAAGGACAUGGAGAAGAAGUUCAACAAAGAAAACAAGACAGGAAAAGUGGAAGCUGAAGGCAAAGGCCCCACAGUCGACAAGCUUGAAAAUGCCAUCCAGAAGCUUGAACAGCGUAUUGAGACCAUGGAAUUGCAGGCUCAGGACAAGGAAGAUAACAAAGAAGUGGCCCUCGGAACGUCCAAAAUUAACUAUAUCGACCCUCGUCUCACGGUUGUUUUCAGCAAGAAGUUCAACGUCCCAAUCGAGAAGUUUUUCUCCAAGUCGUUGCGUGAGAAGUUCGAGUGGGCUAUCAAGUCUGUUGAGGAGGAUUGGGAGUUCUAG